Molecule: messenger RNA, 2975 nt
Organism: Chara braunii
Lineage: Eukaryota; Viridiplantae; Streptophyta; Charophyceae; Charales; Characeae
Source: the annotation of a GenBank genome assembly
ACGUAGAGAGGGAAUGCAGUCUCGAGCUCCGUCAUGAUUCCCGCCUUCAGUUCCUUCCUGAAGUGCUAGCAGGAUACGGGAUACCCCCCCCCCCCCCCCCCUCCCUCCUCCCCUUGUCAACAACCAUGGCUGUCUUCUCUUUGCCCUUCAUCGAUGUUGCCGUAUCUGUGCUGCUCGUGAUAUGGGUGGCGGCUACAGCAGCAGCAGCCGCCGCAUCAGCAUCUCCCUCGUGUGCUCUCUCCCCUCCUCCGUCCUCGUCAUUACCGAGGAGGGUACAACGAGGUGGUGGAUUCUCUGCUGGCGAUGGCCGACGAUCACUUGGCUUCGAGCGGGGGAAUCUUCUGAGGGAGGAAGCUCUGUCCGUGAACUUGACAAUCCUGAACACGACGAUUUUAUCUGGCAGUACCGAGUUAAUUGCGCCGAAUACGAUAGUACCGGUGCCGCCCGCUGGGGAACGGCAUGUUUGGGAGAUGGCUUUGUCACCGCGGGAUGGCUCUCUCUUCUUCCUCAUGAGCGGCCGCAUCUACAAGCUCCCAGUUAACGUGGGGCCCGUCCGGGCAAACGCUACCUCAAUUGCGGGGCCAUGGAAUUACACAUCUACUGAAACCGUGCCAAAUGGGAUGGCGAUGGAGGAUCCCGACUUGGCUGGGUCGGGAUUUCCACAGAGCGGCAGCAGCAACUCGUCGCGAGGGAGGAUUCUUCACGUGUCCGAUUGCAGCUCCCUCACUCUUCGAGCCUUCGCUGUGAACGGCGCGGAACUGUUUUCUGGGAGAUACAGAGAUCUUUUUUUCCCGUAUUUAGCGGGAGCGCCUGAGGGAAGCUUUGAGGGAUUAUGUUUCCAGAGUUUGGCGAUAGACAACGCUCGCAGUGUGCUCUAUGCCUCGUCCUCGUACGCUAUCUACAGGUUGAACUUGACUUCCGAUACUCUAAGUUAUCCGGUAAUCGGGCCUGAGACUUGGAUUGGUCCCCCAUUCGCUCCGGAUGUCGUGCAAUUCAGGGACAGCGAGGAGCCUUCCGCAGUGCGUUUCUAUUGGCCCUUCAUUAGCUCGCAUGCCAUCUCCGAAGAUGGGGAACUCAUCUAUGUCGCCGACAUGUUCAAUCACCGCAUUCGGCGGAUCCGCGCCGCCACUGGAGCGGUGGACACGAUUGCGGGAAACGGUAGCAGCAGCUCGGAAGACGGCCCGGCGUUGAACGUGACUUUCAAUUCUCCCGUGGGCCUGGCGCUCACCAGGGACGGCUGCAACCUUUUCGUUGCCGAGCCCCCGGGACUCGAUGCCGGGCCCACGGGCGGAAAUGAAUCCGUACUGCCGGCGGAAGGGUACGUCGGAAGACUCAGAUUGAUUCAGCUGAACAGCGGGGGAGACGCGCUGGCCGUGACCACAGUCGCCAGCUUGAGCUCUCCGUCGCCGAACGAUUCUGUUAUUUCCUCCCUCGCACUCUCUCCUAACGGAACCCUUCUGUACCUAGGACUGGGUAACAUGCAGAUCAUGGAGCUCGACGUCAAAACGGAGGCGUUGUCCUCCUGCCCCGCUCCUUCUCCGGGCAACGGGUCUCCUUCUCAUUCUCCUGUCACCCUUGCUAUCAUAGUAACUGUAACGGUGGCACUGACGUUGCUUGUGGGAACACUGAUCCUCAUUCUAUGGCGAAGAGGCCGGCAAUGGGUGAGACUGCCCGGGGAGCUGGUGAGGCCGUCCUGUGUUUUGAAGCAGUACUCCUGGGAAGAGCUCGCCAAAGCGUGCGACGGCUUCAGCCCGUCGCGGCUUGUUGGAAAAGGCGGAGCUGCAGAGGUCUACAGGGGGGAGCUUGCUGACGGGCAGAAGGUAGCCAUCAAAAUCAUGAAAGGCGCCCAAUUCUCGAAGAGCAGGUUCCGCCAGUUCCAAGCGGAGCUGGAUGUGCUGGCGACGCUGCGUCACAUGCACCUCUGCAUCAUCAUCGGGUAUGGCGCGCAUCAGUCCAAGUCGUUCAUCGUCUACCCAUUCGUCGAGGGCGGUACCCUCUACGAUUGUCUGCAAGGGGCACCCCCGGAAUCCAACCCUGGGGAUGUGGAUGGGAAUGGGAAGCGCGGGCCCUUCUUGAGCUGGAAUAUGCGCAUUUCCAUUGCGCGGCAGGUUGCCAAGGCCCUCCGGUACCUUCACGAGGAGGUGGACCCUCCCGUCAUCCACAGAGACGUCAAGAGCAAAAACGUGUUGCUUGAAUAUGGUGGCGAUCAUGAUUCCGUGAAGGUGCGGGCAUACCUCUCGGACUUCGGGCUGGCAAAGCUCGGGCAGAGUGCUUUCAGCAGCAGCACCCCGCCGCUGCUCGCAGGCGCACAGCCCACUGGAAACGUGACCAACAUUGGCCUCGUGACCUUGGACACGAUAGAGUACUCAGUGACACAGUCCGGCGACACAAUCCAGACGGUCAAUGUUGCGGGCACGAUGGGUUACAUGGCGCCGGAGUAUACGAGGUCUUGCUGGCUGACCUACAAGAACGAUGUGUACGCGUUUGGGGUGAUCUUGCUGGAGCUCAUCACCGGGAGGAAGGCGUUUGGACGAAUGGACAUUUUGCCCGGGCAACAGCAAGACGCCAGGGACGAGACGAAGGGGUUACCCGAGACUCUGACAUACUGGGCGAAGAGAACGCUUCGGAGCCUAGAGUGUCUCUCCGCCUCUGACGAAGAAGAGGGCAGCAGAGCAUACACAGGGGCAGGAGUGGUGACUAUGGCACCCUUGAGAUCGAAGGCCAGCAUGAAAAGGGCGUAUUCCACGAAGAUGAACGGAGUGCAAGAGCUUGCGGACCCUCAGGUGGCAAGCAUCGGCGGGUUCGACUGGGGAGCAAUGGCCGCCGUGCUGAAGUUGGCGAUGGAGUGCGUGAGAACGGACCCCAAACGAAGACCUAAAAUGGGGGAGGUCCUGGAGAGGUUGAACCGAAUCCAGGACGGUGGGUGACAUCCAGCGUAGGUAGGUGGUUGGUAGCAAGCUGGAUGUGCUUUUCGA